Hordeum vulgare subsp. vulgare (domesticated barley) is the source of this 1438-nucleotide messenger RNA. RefSeq names its product elongation of fatty acids protein 3-like. The transcript has a single exon. The record is from RefSeq and is a predicted model, not a curated record. Gene Ontology annotation, biological process: fatty acid elongation, polyunsaturated fatty acid; very long-chain fatty acid biosynthetic process; sphingolipid biosynthetic process. Gene Ontology annotation, cellular component: endoplasmic reticulum membrane. Bases 150 to 1001 code for a protein of 283 amino acids. Lineage: Eukaryota; Viridiplantae; Streptophyta; Magnoliopsida; Poales; Poaceae. Gene Ontology annotation, molecular function: fatty acid elongase activity.
CCGUUCUAUCUAUAUGCACGCUUGGCGAAGCCCAUUUUAGCCCCUGCGGUUGGUGGGAACUUCCUAUCAUUUCGCCCUACGUGUCACCCAGAGCGCCACACGAGGAAGGUCAACUCGCCGGCGCCGUCGCUCGGAGCAAGCUCAGCCCUAUGGCGGCCGGGCUGCUGCGCCACGUCCGGUGGCUCCUGGUCGAGCACCCCGCCGUCGCCUCCUUCCACUGGCGCCCGGGCACCACCCUCGGGGCGUCGCCGUCCUUCGCCGCGGCCGCCGUCUGCGCCUACCUCGCGGCGGUGCUCCUCCUCCACCGGCGCAUCCUGCCCCUCCCGUCCCUCCCGCCGCGCGCCCUCCGCGCCGUCUCCGCGCUGCACAACUGCGUCCUCCUCGCCGUCUCCGCCGCGAUGGCCGCCGGCUGCGCGCUCUCGGCCGCGGCCACGGCGCCCUCGCCGCGCUGGGUCUUCUGCUUCCCCCCGGGCGCCACGGAGCCGUCGGGCCCGGUCUUCUUCUGGGCGCACGUCUUCUACCUCUCCAAGGUGUACGAGCUCGGCGACACGCUGCUCAUCCUCCUCGCCCGCCGCCCGCUCACGCUGCUCCACGUCUACCACCACGCCGUCGUCAUCGCCAUGUGCUACCUCUGGCUCGCCGCGCGCCAGUCGCUCAUGCCCGUCGCCCUCGUCACCAACGCCGCCGUGCACCUCGUCAUGUACUCCUACUACCUCUGCUGCACCCUGGGGCUCCGUUGGCCCCCGCGGUGGAAGCGCGCCGUCACCGAGCUGCAGAUCGCGCAGUUCCUCUUCAGCUUCGCCGCCUCCGUCGUCAUGCUCUGGUUCCACUUCGCCGCCGGCGGAUGCGAGGGGAUGGCAGGAUGGGCAUUCAACGCCGUCUUCAACGCCUCCCUGCUCGCCCUCUUCCUCGACUUCCACGGCGCUGCAUACGACGCCGCCGCCAAGGCCAAGCCCAACAACAAGAGGAACAUCAACCAUGGAGGGCAAAAAUCAGAGUGAUUGAUUUUCAGGCCUGUUUGGUUUCUGACGAAAUGCAUUGGCCUUCCAUUUUUGACAAUUCUAGUUUCUCAAAUUUUCCAAAUCAUCAUCAACAUGUUCAUGCAGCAGGCGAAUGGCAAUAGCGUCAUUCAUUGUUUGACUCCUCUCCUUUUCUUACCUGAACUUCGCAUGCCAGUUCUCAAGCUCUUGCUUCACUCUGAAUGAAUGCAAAUCGUAGAUUCAGAGCGAUGGCAGAAGCUUCUGUCAUGACUAUUUUUAUCUUCUUCUUUUGUAUCGAAUUUUCUUUCUUCGGAGCAAGAUUAAUUAGUUGGACAACGCGUCUUACAUUUUAUUCAUGUGUAGGAGUAGUAUAAAAGUGCUGGUAACCAACCGAUCCUACAUAUUCAUGAACUGUAUUUUCUUUCAUAUGUCAAUAAGCACUACCGAUUCAAUUGUCA